GACGAUUAUACGUUAACUUUUUAAACUGUUUGCUUACAGUGUCGAUUCCCAGUCUGGUUUGAUCCAAGUUUUGUGUUUUUGUUAACUAUCGCAUAUCACUUUCAAUAUUUUAUGUAAGUGCGUUGUGUGCACUUGGUAGGCCGUUGGUUUUCCCUUCAUCAUUUUCCAUCCUUCUUUAAUCACGUCACUUCAUGCUCCCAUUAGUACACAAAACUUUUUGGCUAGACGUGAACUGCUACAACAGCCCAAUACAAAAUGGGAUACAGGUGCACUCUAAUCAUUUCGUUUUCAAGCUAAUGGAGUAAUAUAUAUGAUAUCGAUAUCUGAACUACGAUGGUAGUUCAUAUAAAUGUGAAAAUCCGACCUACCUGAAUUAUGACUAUAUAUUCUUGCGAACAAUUUGGAAAUACUAAUGCUCAAUAACUAAUGGUACCAUCACCUAUUAACCUUAAUGGUUCACUGACGUUCUGGAACUUGGAUAAAUCUCAAGGUACGUUCGCAAGUUUUGUAGUCGUAAUCCAGAUAGAUCGUUUGUCUACAUUCACUUUUUCAGCUACCUGAUAUUUUAUAGUAUCAGCUAUCCUUUCAAACAAGUGGAUUACUAGGACACCAAAAGAGUACUAUGUGAAUAGCUACCAGACAUACAAGCUCGAAUGUGAGCGUUUUUAAUUCUCCAACUGUCAUAAAACCAGCAGUCGGUCUCACAGAAUACAUAUAGUGACUGUAAUUCAUAGUCCAUUAGAUACUGGACAAGGUAUAAGGGUAAGCCGAGAGUCAUUUCAAUACUGUGUACCUUCUGACCAGUCAAUGGAUCCCCAACUUUCGUUGAUAAAUGAAGGCUCUUGAUCUGUUCUGGGAGAUACAACUGUGUUCAACUUGAUUCUUCGUGCACCAGGCACUACUGUUCUUACGUAAGUAAGGCGAAUGAUGCGUUGAGGUUUUUUCACUUGGGAUCACUUCUGUUAAGAUUACAUGUAAUUUUCUAUAAAACUUGAAAAUACAGUAAUAUCAGUCUCCAUUGCGUCACAUGUAGAUGUCUUGUAGACUACAUUUGUACUUCUUGACCAUAAGCAAUGUUCCAUUUUGUUUUCCGUCUCUGUUGCAUACUUAUUCAACGGAAUCAACCUCAGCAUAGAUUAAGGACAUUAAGCAUGUGAGGCCGCAAAAAUGUUCUCGAAAACCCUGCAAUUUCAUUUGAUAAGACUGGGCUUAGAUGUGUAACAGUGACAAGGCUAGAACUUCAUAUUCAGAUAAGUGGCAAUUACAUAAGCUUUUGAUCAUCAUUCUGGUCGUAAUUAAUUGACAAGUAUUCUAGAGAUUCAACCGCUUUGUAUAUGCUUCAUUUGAACUUGUUCAGUAUUCUCUGUUUGACAACAUAGAGUCAAAUCUGGUCUAUUGUUGUGUUGGCAGUCUACGUGAGACUGUUAUAUACUAGAAUUGUUUCUAUUACAUGUGAAUCAAGUUCACGUUGUUUAAAUAUCAGUGGGUAUCUUUGAUAUAAACGUCAAAUGAGUAUACAAGAAUCGUCCUAAACUUUUAUAUAUCGUUUUUGUUGGAAGUAACAACUUGUAGCUGACUGACUGACUGAUAUUGUUUUUGUUAGAUCGGUUAUUUGGAUGUUUGAACAUGUCCAGUAAUACCAACUUAUCACUAUAUGGCUAUUUACUAUACCUUCACUAUUCCAGCGAUAUAUAUAUAUAUAUAUAUAUAUAUAUAUAAUGGUUUUCCCUUCUAGAUAAUCCGCUUGAAUGACUACUCAAUGACAUCAUUUGCCGUCACUUGGUUUAUAACUACAUGCAUAUCUUCAAAAAGAAGGGAUCAUAGACUCUAGAACGAGUCGACCGACAGCGUCAUAGCGACAUAGCGUCAAUUCAAACCGUUAUUUAAUUAUCUUAAAAACAUCCUUUUCAUUCCGUAAAUUUAUGUUCUUUUCUCAAAUUACAUAUUUACUUAAUCCUUUGUAUUGCCACUAAUGCUUUUACUACACACGCAAUUAAUGAACUGAAAUUGUGUGGCGCAUAUAUAUUUGGCGCACUCCUGUACCAAUAUAUAUGUGUUCAAAUAAAAAAUAAAAUGAACAUACCACUCUAGCAUCUUACUGUCCUAAUAGAGCGUGGCAGCUUUAACCCACAUAAGUUCCAAAUUCUAUACUAUAUAACUGACUAGGAUUUGAACCUAUUCUAAACAGAACAGGUCAAUUAAGUCUUCAUGUUCGUAAUAGAAAUAAAUAUACUAUCUCUGCUUAGAAGUCUUUAAACUAAAUGCGAAAAUCCCACUCGAUGUUUCUACUAAACAAAAGCUAUGGUUGAAAGGCUUCUAUGUUCAAAUACCUACUUCGCACGUAUCUUUCCCUCGCUAAAACCCGUCUAACAUCCGUCAAUUAGUACAGUGGAUUCACUGUCACCAAGCAUCUUAUUAGUGACAAGUUUGCGAGUGCAAAACGAGCUCUAUCUGUUUUAAGAUUUCUGCAUCAUAAAGCUAGGUUUAGUUUGAGAUAACUUCCGACUCAACUUUUCGGGGUUUGAAUAAGUGUCUAACCAUUUACUAUACAUUAACGAGCUUUUGAUACUUGAAGCAUGUUUGGCGUUCAGAUUUUAACUCAUCACCUGUCUGGAACCGUGUUAUACAGUUCAUAAAAAAUUUCUAUCAACUGGUUUAUUUCAUAAGGUUUAUUAUCAUCAUGAUUAUUUAUUAUUCCUUCAAUUCCGUAUUUGCACCCCGAAAAUUCUUCUAAGUUUUAUAGGGCAGGGUCAUGUUUUUUUUAAUGAAUUUGUCUAUCAACUCAUAAAACUUAUUUUCCCUCCUAGAUUUUUUAUCUGAGGAAAAAUUCGUACAAAUUUGUGGGUGAUAUUAGAUGUAUCAUUAACUAAAGUUGACUUUUCAAUUUGUUCCAAUGCCUACCUUAUCUCAAUAGUUAACUUACAUUGUUAUCUGUUGUAAUUAUAACAUAAUACAAUAAAGUGAAUAGUGACAGUGCUACCUUGUCGAUAAUGGAUACAUUAUUCAUUAGUUCAACAUUUGAUUCAUUUGAUGUUCUGUAUACGUUACUAUUUGGACUUCUUGUAUUUUGCAUUAUGGCACCGACUACAGAGUUUAUUUCUGCUGGUGUAACAUUAGAGAAUUUGUUUAAUCGAUUUCUUGGUAAUGAAAGUUUAUACUUUGUACAGUAUCAUUUAAAAAGAACUGUAAUGAUACGAUUAUUUUCAUCGUCUUUGGUCUUUCUGUAUUUUGUGUUCAUGCAGUGUUUGUCCAAAAAUGUAACGAUUUCUGCUCCAAAUAUUUCAUUUCCAUUUACAAUUUGGGAUGUAAUUUUAUGGAUUGGCAUAGGCAGUCUAUCUGUCAUUGGGUCACAUACUUAUCUAGUUUGGUAUGGAUCUGGUACAUGGUAUGGCCACCCAACAAUUUUAUCAUUGAAACGGAUUAUUAUGGAAUCACUACCUGAUUCACAAUUGUCAUCUUCAGCCACAGCAUCAUCAUCCUUGUCAAAUGGCGCAUUUAGCGUCGCUAUAAAAGCUUUGAUAUCUUCAAUAAAUUCUGAAUAUCAACGUUCUGAUAAAUUCGUAGCAGGUCAAGGAAGUUUAUCAACUAAUUGGUCAGGUCGACGAUUUGUUAUCACAGAUUCAUGGAUUUUAACUUCACGUUUUACUGAAUUCAAAAUACUUAAACAAUCCUCGGAAAAUAUGUUAGCUGUUGUUGUUUCAGCAUUUUCAGUGCUGGACCCAAGCUCUCUAACUCAAGGUGGUCAACCUGACGGAGAAAGUCUCGGUGUGCAAACAAUUGUUACAGUGAGAUUUAUACGUACAGAUACAGGAGUGUGUUUGCUUAGUUUUGGAUUGCCAGCAUCAAAUUUAGAUGAGUUACGCAGUAAACUACGUUUCCCUUUAAUACAAGCACAAGGUGUACAAUUAGAGCCAACAAUUAUUCAAAGAUUUAUUGAUGCAUUUACACAAGUAGUUGAUGAAAAUCAACCGGUAAACCUACCAGCUGGCUAUGAGUUGGAACAGUGCAUUGGAUGUAUGGUACAACAAGUUAAUGUCACUUUAAAUCGUCAAUGCGAAAGUUCACUCACCCCUUCUUCAUCAUCAGCAGCAAUUAAUAGUAAUCAACCAUUAGAUAGUAAUCAAUGCGGUAUAUGUUAUUGUAGACCAUUAUGGUGUUUAGAAUGUUUAGCACGUUGGUUUGCUUCAAGACAAACAAAUAUGCGGUGUCCACCAACUCAAUGGCUUUCUGGACGUGUACCUUGUCCAACAUGUCGUACAAAUUUUUGUGCUCGUGAUGUAUCACGACUUAUUAUUUCUCAUCGACAAUUGGACUGAGAUCUGUUGUAUUUAACACGUAACAUCAGAAAAUGUGAUUCAUUUGUGAUACCAAUCGGUUUUCCCCUUUUCCUACACUUGAACAAUUCAAACAUAUAUAUAUAUAUAUAUAUAUAUAUAUAUAUAUAUAUAUAUAUAUAUAUAUAUAUAUAUAUAUAUGCUCUGUCCUACUGUCUUUCUACCUGUCCUUCAAAUGACUUGCUCUUGAUUAUUUUGUUACCUCAGUAACUAUUGAGUAAAAACUGGUUUCUUUAUCGUCUCCCAUCCUAUUAUUAGGGUGUUCUUUCCUUCAUUCUCGUUUUUGGUCUAUUAUUUUGUUCCUAAUUUUUAUAAUUCCUAACAUGUUUGUAGUGUAUAGUACGUUAAACAAGUUGUGUAUAAUAAAUUGAUUACAAAAGCACUUCAAGUUUUUUCCGUCAAGUAAAAUGAGCAAUUUUUGUUUGUCUGUAUUGAUUAGUUAUUUUUUAUCAUUGGAGGGAUUUUGUGGGGGUUGAUUUAAUUUUUAGGUUGUAUUUGUUAUAGAUUGAUCUGAGUUGAUGUAUUAUUGGAACCAUGGAGCACUGGGUAACUGUUUUCUCCUAGCAUGGGAUUCAUUAGCAGUAUGCACCUAUGACCUCAUUAGGAGUCGAAUCCAACGGUUUAGAUCCCAUAAUAAGCCAAAAUAGCCGCCUAUAGCUUCCUGGCUUUCGGUGGUAUUCCGAUUGAGAUUAGUGUGCAAUAUAAAUGGCCUAUAAAUUAUUAUUUCUUCAAAGUAAAAUGCUUGUGAAUACUGUUUUUAUUGGAGUCAGUUCCCAUUACAAACAAGGAUUCCAGGAUUUCAAGUGAGAAAGUGAAAUUAAAUGGAAUAUAACAGUAAGCCAAAUAUCACCUAUGUUAUUUGGAUAACGACGGAUCUGUAUUACAAGUCAACGGGAUUUAGAAAUAUUUACCAUUUCGGAUUGUGAACUUAGUGGUUUUAAUGCAUUGUGCUCUCCAAGAUGUCGGAAAGUUUUAUAUUCGACGAUGUUUAAGGUCUUGAAAGUGCUCUACUGAAGAGUUUCAAAAUUAGGACAACACAACAUUCAAACUAUUCUGUUCUCGGUUGAUAAAUAAUAUUCGUUAUCUGUCAGUUCAAAGUAAUCAAUUGGAGUUAUAAUGAAUGAUGAAAUGAUUCUCGUAAUAAAUGGAUAUCAAUAUAUUAAACAUUAGGAACCAUUGAAUAUAUACUUACUUACUUACUUACGCCUGUUACUCCUCAUGGAGGAGCAUAGGCCGCUCACCAACAUUCUCCAUCCAACCCUCCUGGGCGAUCCUUUCCAGCUCAUUGAAUAUAUACGUUUCCCUAUUGUGCGAAAAAUCUGUCUUACAUUUCUAUAACUUCCCUUGGCUUGAAAUCUUCAAACUUCCAAUUUUAUGCAGUAUAUACAUUGAUCUUUAAAUUGUUCACUAAAUGGAAUUUCCACCGUUUAAUUUUCUUAUAGCAUGACUUAAAUUCCAGUGUUAUAUGUGUGUUACAAGGCAUCUUAUUAACUAUAAGUAGUUGAGAUGCUUAAUUAAGAUUUCAGAAGUCUUCUUUCAGUUGAUUGUUACACAAUGAGUUUACAUUUGUGAAGUACGAUCGAAGAAACAGUGUUUUAUAUAAGAAUAAUUAUCAAAAUUAUGAUAAAUUAAUUAAUAUUCAUUAACUAUAUCAAAUUCAGCAAUCACAGUAAAUAUAUCGAAAUGAGAGAACUGUGCAUACAUUAACACCGUUGGAUGCCGGCUCACUGGUCUAGUGGUAAAGUGCUCGCGUGCGAAACCUGUAGGUCCUGGGUUCGAAUCCCGCGGGGCGCGGGAUCGUGGAUGCGCACUGCUGAGGAGUCCCAUACUAGGAUGAAACGGCCGUUCAGUGCUUCAAGGUUUUCCAUGGUGGUCUAGCUUCAAUUGACUCAUGAUUUUAACCUGUGAAAUAACUAAAUGUUUACUGUACACGCAAAAAAUGAAGAUAAACUGUCAAUAACAUUAAGAGAAUAUAAUUAUGAUAAUAAGUGAAUUGAAUGUUAUGAAUUCUUGUAUUUGCUUAGAAUUAUCAUAUAUAACGAUGAAGAAACAUGAUAAGCUAUAUAUUUCACAUAAACAUUUGUCAAAAUUUAAGUAAAUAGCUUAAUAGAAAUUAGAUCGAAAGUAAAAUUAUAUUUGAAAUGAUCUUAUCGAAUAAAAUUUAAAUGAUUUCAACGUUUUACUUGGCAAACUGGUUUUAAUGGUUAAAUUUAUGAGUCAAUUAAAGCUAGACCACCAUGGGAAACCUAGAAGCACUGAACUCCUCAGCAGUGCGCAUCCACUGUCCCGCUCCCGGGAUUCAAAACAAAGACCUAUCGGUCUCGUACACGUACGCUUAAUCUCUAGACUACUGAGCCGACAGGCAUCCAACGGUGUUAAUGUCUAACUUCAAACAAUCUAGGAAGUUGCGCCACCGUCCACCAUUGUCUUCAAUGAGUUACUAUUUCACAGCAGACCUGACUGAACUCCACUGGUCAUGGCUUCUCACGAAAACUCCAGGACAUGCCUCUUGGAGAUAGUUACUAGUGCUGAGGAGUCCCAUAUUAGGACGAAACGGCCGUCCAGUGCUUCUAGGUUUUCCAUGGUGGUCUAGCUUCAAUUGACUCAUGAACUCAACCGUUAAAUUACUAUAAUAUCCACAAAACCCCAUCUCUGAUUUUAAACUGGUUUUAGUUUCCUUUAGGGAAUUAACCAAAAUCAACGUUGAAAUUCUGUCAUUGAAGUUCUUUAAAAUAAAUGUUUUUGGAUACUAAUAAGCUAUAUAUGUUCAAAAUGAUUGAUUUUCACCAAACGGUUCUUUUAAAAUAAUAUUGGUGAGCUUUUUUGAACCAUUAUUCAUUUUUUAAAUCUUAUACUAUUGUUAUAUUACUAACGUCCUCUAGUAGGAAUUGUAUUUUGGAUCCGUAAAGGAAUCAGCUUUAUUGUCUGGUCGCCUCUAUUUGCAUUUACCAGUCCACUUACUCUUGUGGAGCAAGGUUCAUAGGCCAUAGCAAACGCUUGCUUUCAACUUGGAUAUGAGGAAAUAUCCCAGUAUGGUUCUACAACGGUGAGAUAAAAGCAGUUAAGAGUUCUAUUCUUGAAAAUUUAAUAGACUCUAAUCACUCCACUGAUCCACAGGUUGAUUGCAAGAUUGUUUACACAAUCCGUGCAAAAUUACCUAGAUUUCUUCGUACCCAACUCCUUAAAACAAAAGAAACUAUUGCUAUCCAUGAGUUGAAGCUAAAACUGUGUGUACCAAAGAAGUACGUCAUAUCCUUAUCAUUACCUUGGCCUUAAACUAUUACUAUUAUUAUUAUUAUUAUUAUUGUUAUAUUUCGUAUUUGAAAAUAUAUUCCUCUCUUUUUAAUUCUGUCUCAUAUCUUUAUGAUUUUAUUCAUAAAUGUUUCUGAUAUUAUUUCAUUUUAUUAUGCACUUUUAUCAUCUUUAAUUAUUGUAACAAAAACAUUGUAAUUUCAACAGUUGAGAUCGUGAGUCAAUUGAAGCUAGACCACCAUGGAAAACCCGGAAGCACUGAACGGCCGUUUCGUCUUAUUGUGGGACUCCUCAGCAGUGCGCAUCCAAUGACCAGUGGAGUUCAACCGGGUCAGUUGUGAUUUAGUAACUCACUGAUGACAAUGGUGGAUGUGUCGCUCAAAUUCGUGGAUUAGUUAAAUUUAGACAUUAACAUCGUUGGGCGCCGGCUCAGUGGUCUAGUUGGUCAAGCGCCUGGCGCGGGACUGAUAGGUCCUGUGUUCGAAUCCCUCGGGGCGUUGUCGUGGAUGCGCACUGCUGAGAAGUUCCACGCUAGGACGAAACGGCCAUCCAGUGCUUCCAGGUUUUCCAUAGUGGUCUAGCUUCAAUCGAAUCAUGAUCUCAACUGUUGAAAUUACUACAAUCUCCACAAAACUUCUUCUGGUACCAAAAAACAUUUUAAUCAUCUUACUUUAUUCACAUAAUAAUUCGUUGCUAACUUAUUAAUUUUACAUGGCUUUUUAUUAGCAGACACAUAAUAUUUUAUUGUUGUUAUUCAUAUUACGUAAUCUAGGAUUAUAAUCUUUCUAUUACGUCAUCAUGUUUAUUUUUUGUUCAUAUGUCGUCACGGUGCUUCUAUGUAUAUACGAUUGUACAGCUUCGUAAUAAAUUCGUUGAAAGAAAAGAUCCCUUCGCUAAAUUUCGUUUUUUUAAUAUUUAAACAAGAAUUCUGCAUCAAAGUACAUUUCGUCAUUUUGUUUCGUAUAAAAAAUGUAGUAAUUUUCUAUUUAUUGACAGAUUCACUGAAUGUUGUGAUGUUAUACCUUAUUUAUAAGGUUAAAUGAAUCAUAAAUAGCAAUCAAAAGAGAUUUUUAGCCACUACCGUUGUUGUGUACUACCGGUUCUUUUUGUAAGAUUGAACAAGAAUUUCUAUAUAUAUAUUGAUACAUAUGGAGGGCGUUAAAAGUAGUCACGAAAAUGAGGAAUCUGUUGUUUGCAUAAUGGACAACAUACACUUGAAACGUUGCUGUCUUAAAUUGGUUUGCGUUAAAGUUAUUCAAAGAAUCAAAUUUUUCUUCCUCAGAAUUUUCUCAUAUUGACUUACUUGAAACUUAUCAACUGCAAUUAAUAUAUUCAGUCUAGAAAAUAGCGAUAUGCUAAAAUCAUUCAUAUGGAUGAUUUAAAAAAUAUAAUUAUCCAGUCUUUCAGUUGAACACAAUAAUAAUGUUAUAAUGUAAGGAUGUUUGAUUUCCUCAAACAAUCGAUAUGCUUUUGAUCCAGUCCUCAAGAACCUUAAGUUGUUUCAAUGGCAUGUGGUUAGUAAACUAAAAUUUAAUCUUGUUAAUAAAUGACAAUCUAUUUUGUUUACCAUUUAUCAAUCAGUUUAUUAGACCUAUUCCCCAUUAGAGUUGGGAAAGUUCAUUCACUAAAUUUUAUUCUUUUAAUUCUACCGUUAUACGAGUGUACUCAAAAAUAUAAACCAACCUGUUUGGAUCACUAAAGAACAUUGAAGUUGAGCACUUUUAAAACGUCCGAGUGUAGGUUAUUUUUAACUGAUUCUUUUUUUACUUUCAUGUCGAAUAUCUUUGUGAAAUGUAUUUCUCAGGAACUUUGGACUAAAAAAUGGUUCUGAUAACUCUAUAGAUCAUAGUGGCGUUUAAUUUCCCUCUGAUGUAAAAGUGUGGUUAUCAUUUUCUUCCUACCUUGACUAUUUGUCCUAAUUUCUCUCUCUAUCCCUCCUAGGCUAUCACAGACUGUAAAUGUAUGGUAAACACUAUAAUCUAUUAUCUCUAUUCAUUUUGUAGACUCUAAAACUAUUUUCGUCCUAAUGCCGAACUGAAUGGGUGCAGAACAAAGUGUUAGUCAGCAGAAGUUGCAUAAUUUCACAAGAGAUUCUCAGCUAAAUUCUUUUCAGUCAGCAAAAAGAUCUGGUCAUUCUUCAUCUCUACCUUCUUCGCCUCGAUAUGAUUUGCGUCGUUCAUCAUUAUCGGGACUUGCUAGUACAUCGUAUUUGAACAACACUAACAAUAGUUGCAAUUAUGGUAGCUUUCAAAGUCCUUCUAAUCAAAAACACCAACAACGAACUUCUGUAUCUAGUCUACCAAAAGAUACUUUUGCUUCAUCAACUGAGCUGGGUUUAGAUAUAUGUCAAAGAUCUUCUUCGACUAAAUCGUUAAAUUACUCCUCAUUCGACAAGUUAUCCUCAACGACUAAUCGUAAACAAGCUGAUGCCGGUGUACUAAUUGUCAAUCGUGGUCGUCAUACUUCAAGUCAUUAUGAUUUAAGUGGCAGUAGAGAUGGUUACAACAAUCAUACAGAAUUAGGUCGAGUUAUAUUAAAAAAACUUCAAUGGAUUUCUAGAUUUGAACCAAUUUCGUCUACUAUGAAAGUACAAUAUCAUUCAUCAAUGGCAGCAACAAUGGAGAAUCAACCAUAUGCAUCAACCUCUCAAUCGAUUCCAUCAUUAUCGUCCUCAACGUCAACAGCAUUUAAAAAGAGACAAUUUAUUCCACAUGUUCCAGAGUUCGAUUAUGAAGCGGUAAUCUGUCAAUUAUCGAUUAUAGAGAAAUAUUUAUGAAUUUAUUGAAAAUAAUUGUUAUAAAUGUGCAAACAUAAUUUAAUAUUAAUCUAUGAAUGAAUUUCAUCUUCACUUAGGUAUGGUUGAUGAUGGCUCUACGACUUGCUAAGUAGAAAGAUUGUUUUAGACUUACUGGGUUUGAUUGAAAUAAAAUACAAUCGUCUUAGUUAUAUGUAACAUUUCUAUUUGAAUAUUUAUGAACAAUGGAGAAGAUUUGUAGCUGAAGUGGAUGAUUUACGUAGAGUUUUUUUUCUGGGCUGGAUGGUUUGGUCGUGGAGCUUUCAUUGUUCUUCUGAACAAUAUCAUCAGCACAAACUUCAAGUAGAAGUGAAGUGUUCGAAUUUCUCUAUAUAUGACUCACAGCUUGUCCUGUAGACCUUGAUUUUGAUUAAUUAUCACUGACCCUUAAACUGCCAUUGUCUUCCACUUUAUUUUGAUUGCAUCUCCUAUCUACAAAAUAAAUAGAGACAACUGCGAAAAACACUACAGACAAAGUGGAUACCAUCUUCAUCUUCCCCUGCACGAAUAUUAGCUGUCAAACUCCAUGACAUAUCUUCACUUAUAUUAAUCCAUGUGGACACAUUCGACUGGCAAAUGUUGAGAUCUUGGAUAGAAGCUUGGCACUCAGGUCAAUCAGCAAUCAACAAACGCAUUGAUAUCAAUCCACUCUGUCAACCAAUCAGAAAAAACAUGGACAAAUAUGAGAUGAAGAAUCAAAUCAAUGGGAGAUACAAUCAAAAUAAAGUGGAAGACAAUGGCAGGUUAAGGGUCAACAAUAACCAAUCAAAAUCAAGGUCUACAGGACAAGCUGUGAGUCAUAUGCAGAGAAAUCCGAACACUUCAUUUCUACAAUGAAAGCUCCACGACCGAACCAUCCAGCCCAGAGAACAAAACUCCACUUAAAUAUAAUGGUUAAUGGUUUAAUAAUGAAUAAUAAUUAGCUUAGAUUAAAAGACUUCCGUUUAAGGCAAUAAUACCCUGCAGUAACGGUCAGCUCUCAGUGCAAACAAACACAAGGAUAUGUGGCUAGGCAGAUAAAAAAUAUCACGUCAAUAUACUUGAGUUUAUUGGUCGUAUUCUAUACUUUGAUUUGCUAGAAUCUUGUCGGAAGUACGAACUGGACGAAAUAAAUUAUGAAACUCGUUGAAUACAGUCAGUUGCAAAUGGAAAAAUGAUUUCAGUAAUCGCUGAUACACAUAUAAUCAAAUGUUUUGUAAAGACUAACAAAGUAUUGAGUCUAGUUUGUAUCUACGCCUAAACUAAUGAUAGGAAGUGAAGUGGUCUAGCACAUCGACCAUUUCAAUUAUCUUAGGAGUCUCAUCAGUCUUAGUGGGUUUAAUGCCUGAUGAAAUCUCCCCCAGGAUUCAGAAAGUUCUAUGGGCUUUUGCCAACCAGCUUCACUUAUGGGGCUAGUGAAAUGCUUAUCUGUCAACCAAGGGAAGAGUAUACUACACAAUAGUUAAUUGUGCUGUACAGUAUACCUGUAAGUUACUAUUAUUUGUUCGCGGAUGCUCUUGAACAGUUACGCACAUAUUGAAACCAUCGAGUUAGCAAUAUUGAGGUUGGGUAUAGGGUACAUGGUGAAAAUGAAAAAUUAGUUAGUGUGGUUCUGAACCGUCAUUGAUUGAUGUGGUUGGAAUGUGUAUUAUGUAUGGCUAACUACCGUCUACCUUAAUGGGUGAUGCAUAGUGUAGGAGUAAGCUAACAGAAAGCUGGAGGCGGUGAAAUUAAAACAUGAGGUCAGUCCACCAAGUGGUUGUUGAACUGAGGCAUCCUCGUAGCUGCGGACUACCUGAUUGGGAUCCACAUACUUGUCGUAGUCAGUGUUUGGGGAUGUUAGGUGAAAUGACUGGGAACCGAUCAAAAUUCGACAGUUGCGUUCAUUCUCGGUCUCCUUUUAGAUCUGAAGUUUCAAAAUGAUCUUAUAUUUUUUAUUUCACAAAUUCAUUCUUCUUGAAUUUUAUUGUCUGUGCUUAGUUCUUCUUACUAUCACUAUUAAUCUAACAUCUCGUUAUGCUGAUGAGAUGUGGGGCAACCUGAGGUGAUGCAUAAAUGUACCACGCUGUACGUUACGUAUGACUAACUGACAAAUUGAUCAAUUCAAACUGUUGCCUAUGCACCAAUUAAAAGAUGAAAAUAAUCCUAUAGUUUGGAAUAUAUUUCCGAUCUUGAUGAAUUUUAAACACACCAAUAAUUUUGAAAUUGCUGCUUUUUCACUAACUAAUACAGUCGGGAACUUAUGGAUUGACUACUAAAUAUCUCUAUGGUGUUGUCUCAUUUUUAUUUGAGAAUUCUCAACAGAACACACUCACACUGUUACAUACAACCAGUCGUAAGACCUUUGCAGAAUAGAUGUAACAUACUUAGCAGUGAAAUCCAGGACAGACAUUUCGUUUUAUUCAGAACUCAUCACCCGGAUGUACCUGCAUUCCACAUUUGUUGUUCACUCUGGAAUCCGGAUACAGUACCUUUAAUUUUAAACGCUGGACGUAUCCGCUUGACUACUGAUUUCAGAAAGUCACUCACGUAUGCAACAACUACAAAUUUUAAUUCAGUUCACAGUCGAUAACAAAGCAAUCCAAAUGAUUGCAAAUUGAAUUAAGUAAAACCUUUAUAUUUUGCGAUGUACAACUGGUAAACAAUUAUCCUCGCUACUCAUUUUUAAUUCUUCUCACUGUCUACCUUUUUGUAACUUGUCUACACAAGACGAUAUCCCUUAACGUUUUAAGUUGAUUGUAGUCAACAUACUUUUCCUUGUUUUCUCGCUUUUUUAUUCUUUACUCUUUUAGUCUUCUCUCUUUUGUUUUUCUUACGAAACAGUUGGUGAAAAUGUCAUCAGUCUAUGAGCAAUAUUUGCAUAAAUAUACUACUGAGUUGUCACAAAAACAAUCUGAUCUGAUCAUUAUAGAAAAUAAAAUUGAUCGAGAUAUUUCACAACUUGUUGAAACAUUUCAAGCACGUGAGAAAGGCAUCAACAAUAAUCAACAUUCCAUUAAUUCAAUAUUUCAAAGUCCUUUCAAUAGUCCAAAGAAAGUUAAUACAAUUACAAAUUCAAUAAAUGACUCAACAAAAUUAUCCGGAUCUCAACAAAUUGAGAAUAUUGUUUUAUUAACUAGUCAAAUUUCAUGUUUAUUAACACAAUGUGAUGAAUUAAGUAAACAAUUAAUGAAUUCAAUAAAUAAUUUAAAUGAAUUAUUACCUGAAUAAAAUGUAAUUAAGGUCUAAUGAAGAACAUUAUUUAAGUAUACAAAUUUGUAAAUAACUUACUUAUCUUAUAUGAUUAAUUCGUUUAAUAAGUAUGAUUCUUUUCAAUUGAAUUAAAGUGUUAUAAUCGAUGUUAUUUUAAAAUUUGUGUCAAGCAGUUAGAAAUGAUUUAAAACUAGAUGAAUGGUCUUGUCUGUGCUCGAGACCGAAUAUCUUGGUUUUGUUUCAUGGUUGAGGUAUCGUGGAUGCUCUCUCUGUAAUGAGGAGUUUCGUUCUAAGGCGAAUCAUACAUUCAGUGCUUCUAGAUUUCCAGUGGUUGUCUAACUAAAAUCAUUCUGUGGUUUAAGCCGUGAAAAUAAGAAAACAGUCAAUUCAGUCAAUAAAAUACAAGAAAAGAAAUAAAUCCGAAUUACUUAUAAGUAGUAUCGUUAUACCAAAAGGAUGGAGAGGCUCUGAAAGAG
This is a messenger RNA of Schistosoma haematobium, 14027 nucleotides long. RefSeq lists its product as uncharacterized. Gene Ontology annotation, molecular function: ubiquitin protein ligase activity. Gene Ontology annotation, cellular component: endoplasmic reticulum; membrane. The transcript is spliced from 7 exons. Bases 2991 to 4316 code for a protein of 441 amino acids. Gene Ontology annotation, biological process: protein ubiquitination. NCBI's taxonomy places the organism in Eukaryota, Metazoa, Platyhelminthes, Trematoda, Strigeidida, Schistosomatidae. The record is from RefSeq and is a predicted model, not a curated record.